Messenger RNA from Paramormyrops kingsleyae, 3943 nucleotides. RefSeq names its product ceramide synthase 2-like. Gene Ontology annotation, biological process: ceramide biosynthetic process. The record is from RefSeq and is a predicted model, not a curated record. Gene Ontology annotation, cellular component: membrane. Lineage: Eukaryota; Metazoa; Chordata; Actinopteri; Osteoglossiformes; Mormyridae. Gene Ontology annotation, molecular function: DNA binding; sphingosine N-acyltransferase activity.
UAUAUUUCUUAACAAAACACACUCACUGUAAGUUUUUUUUUAAAACUGUAAUUAAAUUAUAUUACUUAUCAACUAAUUUUUUAAAAUUUACACUAUUGUGCUUGUAUUUGAACCCAAAACUCAAAAAAUAAUCGAAGUAAUAGAUUUCUGUGGAUCCCACCGUCCUCGUCCUUUGUACCCAACAUACACAGUUCUUAGACUACACUGCCCAAUCAGCGACCGCUUUCUCCCCCCGCUCCUCCCUUCUGCAUAUAAAAACUUCUAUUUAAAAACUCGAGCAGCUACGUUAAGCAUUCAAGCGAAAUGAGAUAACACAAAUCAUCAAUAUUUGAAAUGCAGAAAAGAGUCCAGGAAGAAAGCCCCAAAUAUCGGGGGCAAACACGGCGCACCAAACGGGGGAGCGGCACUACUGAAAACCGUGUAAUGAACGCUGGGGUUUCAAAACCUGCGUGUUAGCAAUCAGCCGAGGGAGGCGGAUUGCUGUUACAACACUCCGGAAAAAAGCAACAGCGCAGUCUCCUUUUUCAUCAAGCUGCUUGCUCUCGUAAUGCGGUGAUCGUCAUUGUUGGGCCUGGGCCUGGGCCUGGGCCUUCCCUCCUCCUCCUCCUCUUCGCUCCGUCUGCCCUGGCUCCCCCCCCUCCUACACCGUAGAUGUAGCAGUCGGGCUGACCGACGCCUUUACUCGGCGGACAAGCGCUGCAUUCCACAUCUCGGAGUACUUUUGAGGCUGCUAAACUGGAAGUAUACACCUAAGUCGGAUUGAAACUAAAGAAGACAAUUCGAAAUACGAAGGAAAGGUAUACACAGUAUCAUUUACCUCGUUUUGACCCCGUUGUAUUCUUUUUCCUAUUCCCCCCCCCCCGUGAAGAUAGUUUUUGGGAGAGGAAGAUGUGGGUAAGCGGAGAAACGGAGGGCGGACGAUUAAUUCACUAAAACACGGAAACGGUGAAACGUAUGAGCAAAGCGGCUGGCCAGCCCCUCUAAAUCGCGACUCCUUCCAAAAUUAGGACGGACUGUAUGACGUAUUACUGUUUAAGUGCUGUUCUUUGUGUAUUUCGAUAACAUAUCGCCGACAUCCAGCCUCAUUCGCCUCCGACCUGCGUGCAACUCGGGACUGAAUAUGUUGGCAUGGCUGAGUGACUGCUUCUGGCAGGAGCGGCUGUGGUUCCCUGAGGGACUUGGCUGGAAAGACCUACAGGACCGGGAUGGUCGGGUCUAUGCCAAGGUGGAGGACCUGUGGGUUGUUAUCCCGCUUGCCCUGGGCUUCCUCAUAGUGCGGCAGAUCUUCGAGAGGACGGUGGCCAUUCCACUUGCGUCUCUCCUGGGGGUGAGGGACAGAAUUCGCCCCAGAGCAGGACACAACCCAACUCUAGAGACCUACUACUGCAACACAACAAUACACCCAACACAGAGUUCUGUGGAGAAUUUGAGUAAAGUGACAGGUUGCUCGGUGCGUCACAUCCAACGAUGGUUCCGACGGCGCCGAAAUCAGGACCGACCCAGUCUCCUCAAGAAGUUUCGGGAAGCAAGUUGGAGAUUUACCUUUUACCUUGUUGCUUUCAUUGCUGGCCUGGCUGCACUCAUUGAUAAACCAUGGUUGUAUGACUUUAAGGAAAUGUGGAAGGGAUUCCCCACCCUGACACUGCUUCCAUCGCAGUACUGGUACUACAUGCUGGAGUUGGCCUUCUACACCUCCCUGCUCAUUAGUGUGGCAUCGGACGUCAAGCGAAAAGAUUUCAAGGAGCAGAUUGUUCACCACGUGGCCACCAUCACACUCAUUAGUUUCUCCUGGUGCGUCAACUACAUCCGCGCGGGAACCUUGAUCAUGCUGAUACACGAUGCAUCGGACUACCUGCUGGAGUCAGCGAAGAUGUUGAACUAUGCCGGCUGGAAGAACACCUGCAACUGCAUCUUCAUCAUCUUUGCUGCCAUCUUCAUAGUGACCCGUCUCGUUAUCUUCCCCUUCUGGAUCAUGUACUGCACCUGGGUGUACCCUGUGACGCUCUAUCCCCCUUUCUUCGGAUAUUACUUCUUCAACGGGCUACUGCUGGUACUACAGUUCCUGCACAUCUUCUGGGCAAUCCUCAUUGUGCGAAUGGCCAUCAAAUUCAUCACCAACAAUGAAAUUGUGGAGGAUGAAAGGAGUGACAGAGAGGAAACAGACGAGUCAGGGGAUGAGGAUGAGAAGGAUGGGGAGAACUGCAAGGUGAAGAAGAACGGGCCGGUACUGAACGGUCAUCCAGUCCUCAACAACAAUCACCACAAGGCAGAGUGAGGCCUGAGAGGAGUGUGGACAGGACUACCGGCAAGGACACUGGGAGGACAUCGACUGAAGGAAGGAGGCAUUUCAGCAAGAAACGGAAACGAACUCACAACAUCUCACACGAGACAGCACACUCAGGCCAGCACAGACCCACACACACACACACACACACACACACACACACACACAGCUGCAACAACAAAACCCACAAAAAACAAGGAUCCAUCAUUUGUGGUUUCCGUUGACCCAGUGCAUCACACUAAUGGAGGCCAGUCUCCUGAGGCACAGCAUAGAGGUGGGCGGGUAAUAAAAUGGGGAAGGAUGAGAUGGAGAGAGGCACGGGUGCUACGCCUAGCUUAGCCUUAAGUGCCUUAAUAGCAGGCAGAUGUCUUCUCUUCUUUAUUUCUGCUCUAUGGUGUCUUUGCCUUUCUUGUCCCAUGGAGCUGCAUCACACAGUGCUGAUUCUCACCGUUGUCCACCUGCUUUACCAGCUUUCAGAGCCAUACACGAGGGACAACAUCUUGCUUAAACUCUGCACUCAUGCUAAACAGGGCUGCGUGGUACUUCAGGACCCUAAGCAUCAGCUUUCCACUUUGCUCCUUCGGCAUCAGGGAAACAAGCCCACCCCCCUCCCCCCCAGCUGGUAUACAUAACUGGUCCAGGAAUACUACUGACAGCAUAUCUUACUCAGUGGAAGAGUACCUGUUACUUUUAAUUCAUCAGUCUACUACCUUUUUGGGUUACAUGAUAACAAAUUUUAUACAAUUUUUCCAUUUAGAAUAAUGCAUAUUUCUGAGCAUUUCUAAUAAUUAUUUCCAAUGGUGCUGUCUUUUUGUCUUUUUUGGGGGGGUGGGUGAGAGGGGGUUUUUCGGGUUAUAUGUCUCAACAUUUUUUCUGUGCUUUGGUCUUAAACACAGACCCUUCCCAAGAACCAAAAGCUCACUGUUUGAAGUCUUUAUGUUUUACAGAUAUUUCCCAUAGGAGAACUGGUUAUUCUUAUUAAAUUAAUUUGUACUGGGAACUCAAGGUAAACCCAUGUCUCUUGGCAACUUGUGAGAAUGAGUUCAUUUUACCUUCUUCUAACGUUCUGAUCCACUCUUGCGGUGUGAUGUCAUCUGGUACAUUUAUAUACAGUACACUUGCUUGUAUUGGAGGUGUAAUAUAUCACGAGGUGUAUGGAGUAACUGCAGGUCAGAACGAAAUAACACUAUCCGGAGAUGGCAAUGACCUAUUAUGACAGAGCCAGACUUUUAUCUUCUGAUUAUAAAUUUGUUUAUGAUUCCAAUUUUUUUUUUAUUUUUUAAAACAGGUUUACAGUUUUUAAAAUUUAUGAGAAAUAUUCAAUAGUGUGAAUACUGAUGAGGCACAUGACGAAUAACAGGGUUUUUCCCCCUGAUCUGUUGUGUAGUUCCCUCGUGUUGGCUGUCAUAGUUUGCCUGGCUUUUCGCUUCUUACCUUCUUAUUCGUUGUUUUCUUUAUUUUUCUCUGUAUCUCCUUCCUCCUCCUCUACCCUGUCUUAUUCCCAUGCACUUGUCCUACACAUCAUUUGCUAACCAUGCCCAGACCUCCAGCUUUUUAAAGCAGUUGCCACCAAAACAUCAGUGUCCUAAUUACAUUGUUUGUUUAGUAUUUUUGUUAUUGUGCAAAAACUUAUUAAUAAAACAUAACUGUAAAUCACAA